ACACCAUCGCCACGAUGGACGAAACGUGGGCCGACGCUGCAUGGAAAGGCCUCGAGAGUCAAGGAUGGGAAGAAAUGAAGCUGAGUGCGACCAACUUCUUCUACAUUAGCCCAGCAAUCGACUCGGUUGAUGCGUUCCAGAAGAACGCGACGGCGUUUGGCUCGAAAGGUGAAGCUGUCAUCUUCGCGCUGCAAAACACGACAGCCUUUGAACACAUUUUGCCACAUCUGUGGGAGCACAUGCGAUGCACGUUGGGAUGGCAACUCUUCGUUCGUCGAGGACAAGUACCAUGGUACGUCAUGCCGAACAUCGACACAUUCGAACUCUGCCCCAAGGUCAACCUCUUUGAGUCCAUGAUCGACGCUGUUGAAGCGUACUUGGCUCCCGUCACCACAAACAUCAAGCGAAAGCAGGCUAUGUCGCCUCCCCUUGAGAAUUCAUCCAAGCGUCAUAAAACUAGCCCAAGCGACGCAACUGUAGUCUCCUCUCCAAGUGCAGCUUCUGGCAUAUUGCCAGUAUACGGCCAGGCUCCGUCGUCUCCAAGUCGUGAAGCUAGUUCCUUGGAGGCGAAGACUAAGCUUGUGACAGAAGACGUCGCAACUCCCACAUGCACAUCCUCUCGGACUUCGCGAUCGGAAACACCUGCUUCCACCCCUACCAAGCGCUUGUCUCCCCGAGCUAAGACUGCAAAAGAACCAUCGCCCUCCGCUGCUGAUGUCAAAAAGUCCCCGACUACCAAGGCUACUCCGAGAACGCCCAAAUCUUCAACUGGGUCCACGCCCCCUGGUGCCACCACUUCCAGAUCGUCGAUGGCGUCCACAAAGAGUACCCUGAUGGAGAAGUCUCCACAAUCUUUGAAGGUGCCGAAGUCGACGAGGCCCAAGACCCCCAUCAAAGCUAAAUCUGCAUCGAAGCCUUCCGAAUUCAAGGAAGAUUCCCCAGUCGACAGCGUCAUCACUUCCACAAGUGCACUCUACUUAAAGAAUUUGUCGACCAAGUUGGGGUCAGUGGUAUCUCGAAAAUACGCAGGACCUGAUUCAGCCGCUGCUGUAUCAACCAAGACCGUGAAUGGUACCGCAACACCCAAAAAAACUGAAGGUGCUGAGGCGACCCCAUCAAGACGGGGAUUGAAGAAUGUCUCUGUCUCGACGCCUUCUUCGCGUGCGAUCAUUGAUUCAUCACAAAAGACCCCACACACGCCAAGAAAGAGGAAUUCCAAACUAUCUCUCUUCCAAGAUAACGCGCUCGUUGAGAGCUCCCCAGUUGUGUCAACUACCCCGCCACCUGUCCACGUUGUGGAUGUGACUACGCCAUCGCCAACGCAACCGACUUCUUCGUUCACUGUGGCCACCAAUUCAAGCGACACGGAACCGCUGGGAUCCGUUCAAGUGUCCAAGGCCGCUACCACAAAAUCCUCACUGGUCCCUUCAAGCUCAAAACCUACGAAAUCCCCCACUAUUUCAGGCUCAGCACUACAGUCAUCUCCGUCUGUGGCGAUUCAACCACGCAGAACGCCACCCGUGGUUGCGACUACGGUGUGCUCGAAUUUGACAUUGUCGUCCACCCCAAAGACAAAGAAUCAAACGCAAUUGGACUCCAUCAACGACAAGCUUGUCAACACGUCACCUAUGACGACAUCGUCGCUCUUCUCUGUGCUGGACCUCUUAGGAACACCACCACACACCAUCCCAAGCCCUGCAGCCUCGUCCGCCAUCUCAUGUGAACGAAAGAAAGCAGCAGAAGUCACCGUUACGACGCCGAACUGGGCCCUGGAAUCCCCUGGCAAGGCAAGCAAACGCCCGUGGAAUGUCGUCGUGGGCACCAGCACGAAUCCAUCGUCUCCGAAGAAACGCCGCAACGCCGCGCUAAUUUCGACCAUUUUGUCGUGCGAUCAGUCUCCGCUCGCAGGCAAAUCGGACGAGUCCAUGGCGUCGUUCCUUGAAGAAACGGUUUGUGAUGAACCGUCGCCGGUCCAACCUGCGCCGUGCUCGAAGUCGAUGCCAUCGUCGCAAAACGUUUACACAGCUGUGGGGGUUGACGACAUUUUGAACAAAGCCAUGAGCCAACUCGACAGCAAGGGCACACAGCCCGUCCCUGAGCUUUCUACGUCAUACGUUACACCCCACGUCGUCGACAAGACCCAGCCACGCAUGCAGUCGCCCAUCAAGGCUGGACGAGAAGUCAGCUUUCGAACCAAAGUGAUUCAACAGUUCAGUCACGGCGGAUGGCGGUCCGUGGCCCCCAAGCUGUCGGACAAAGGAUCGUACACGUACACCCACGACAAAUUGAACGACUCUGUGCGGUUCACCCGCGACGAGUUGUUAUCGUAUGCGAACGACCACGACAUCUUUCGCAACCCAGCCCUCAUGGACCCCCACAUGGUCAUGCGAGUCAUCAAACAUGGAGGUCAACACCAGCGAAAGGCACCCAAGUCCUUCAAGCACCGACCCUCGUCCGAGUGGAGCCCCAUCAUCGUAUGAUUCCAUCAGCAGGUCUAAAAAGAAGUGUGACCAAGUAGUGGCAGCGCCUUGUUCAUGUGUAAAUUAUCAAGUGGCCGACCUCGUUUCCUACUUCCA
Aphanomyces invadans is the source of this 2576-nucleotide messenger RNA. RefSeq lists its product as hypothetical. The coding region runs from base 15 to 2480 and encodes 821 amino acids. Lineage: Eukaryota; Oomycota; Saprolegniomycetes; Saprolegniales; Verrucalvaceae. The transcript has a single exon. The record is from RefSeq and is a predicted model, not a curated record.